Drosophila melanogaster (fruit fly) is the source of this 584-nucleotide messenger RNA. RefSeq lists its product as uncharacterized. Gene Ontology annotation, biological process: cell redox homeostasis. The record is from RefSeq and is marked reviewed. Lineage: Eukaryota; Metazoa; Arthropoda; Insecta; Diptera; Drosophilidae. Gene Ontology annotation, cellular component: nucleus. Bases 81 to 500 code for a protein of 139 amino acids. The transcript has a single exon.
AGCGCCCAAAAACUCUAAAUUUUAUGUGUGUAAAAUUGUGGGUAACAUUUUGAAACAAGUUUCGAAAACGACGGUUUCCGAUGGCUGCCAUGCAGAAGAAGGUCAUCAUUGUGGAUUCGAAGAGUUACUUUGAUAAGCUCAUCGAUGAUGCGGGAACCAACAAAUACGUACUUGUCGAGUUCUUCGCCACCUGGUGUGGUCCUUGCGCGAUGAUUGGUCCCCGCUUGGAGCAACUGGCAUCGGAUUACUUCGGACGGAUGUUGGUCCUUAAGAUUGACGUUGAUGAGAACGAAGAUCUGGCCGUUCAGUACGAAGUCAACAGCAUGCCCACAUUUCUGAUCAUCAAAAACCGAGUGACACUAAUCCAGUUCGUGGGCGGCAAUGUCGAAAGGGUCGUCAGCACGGUGGAGAAGUUUGUGGGCAAGGUGGAGGACUCCAAGGAGCACAAGUCGAAAGAGGGAGGUGCUAGUUCAGCUACCGUGCCGAAAUUGGAACGCUAAAACAUUUACAUCCUUGGGGGUCUUUUAGUCUGGUUAUCAUCAUGCAGUAUUGAUCGAAAUUAAAGUGUGUGAAAAAGUUUUGAC